ACCCUGAGAAGGGGCGGUGCUAGGGUUGGUGACCGGAAGCAGCUACGGUUCUCAGCAGUGGUUCAAUAGUUGUCGGGAGGAUCUCUUUGCACUGUGUCGGAGGGAUGUGGAGGUGAUGGGUCCCCAGGGAGGGUGAGUGUUGGGGAGUUCUGUGUGGUCAGUGGUAGAAUCGGUUGUCUAACCGUAGUUGGAUGAUUCGAUCAUUAUUUUCCUCUUCUGUCAACGUUAAGAUCCUGAACUUCACUCCAAGACCCACAAGGUGUACUAUAGAGUGAUUCAACAAUUUGGUUUCUUGGAGUCUCUGUUGAGCCCGUGGGCCAGACCCCAUAGUGGAGGCUGCAGAAACUUCCUUCCGGCCCCAGCAGCUCUGUUUGAGUCCACGGACCCCACCUGGCUUCUGGCUCUUGGGAGGAGCAUCAGGAAGAGAGCUGGAGGGCUGAGGCCCAGCGGGAACAUGCCAGCCAACCAGAGCUCUCCCGGGCCAUCUCUGGCUCUGGCUGUGGGGAGAUGUGACAACCCGUGUGAGGGCUCCGUGUCGUUCGAGGAUGUGACUGUGGACUUCAGCAGGGAGGAGUGGCAGCAGUUGGACUCUACACAGAGACGCCUGUACCAGGAUGUGAUGCUGGAAAACUACAGCCACCUGCUCUCAUUGGGGUAUGAAGUUCCCAAACCAGAAGUCAUCUUCAAGUUGGAGCAAGGAGAGGAGCCAUGGAUUUUGGAGAGAAAAACCCCACAUCAGAGCUGUUCGGAUGGGAGGCUUGGGAUUAAGACCCCACAAAGAAGAAUUUCUGGAAAAGCUUCAUUUCAUAGUGAAAUGGAGGGUGAAGAUACAACAGAUGAUUCAUUGUAUUCCAUUUUAGAAGAACUGUGGCAAGAUUCUGAACAGAUUAAAAGAUAUCAGGAAAAACAGAGCAAACCUCUGAGUCAUGCUGUUUUCAUCAAUAAGAAAAUAUUGAAUACAGAGUGGGACUUUGAAUAUAAAGACAGUGGAAAGUUUGUGCCUUCAAGCCCAAAUCGUAUUCCUUCGCAGAAAAGACCCCAUAAACGUGACUCAUUUGGAAAGAGUUUUAAGCAGAAUUUAGACUUACAUACCCCUAGUAAAAACAUUGCAACAAAGAAUUUUGAUAAAAAUAUUGGACGUGGUCAAGUUUUCACUCAGAGUUCUUCUUAUACUAGCCAUGCAAAUACUCCUACAGGAGGGCAAUUCUGUGAAAGUAAUCAGUGUGGAAAAGUCCUCAGCCUUAAACAAGCAUUCAGUCACAAUCUGAAAUUUCCUGCUGGGGAGAAAACAAAUGUGUGUACUGAGUUUGGGAAGAUCUUCACCCAGAAGUCACACCUCUUUGCACCCCAGAGAAUCCAUACUAUGGAAAAACCUCGCGAACUUGGCAAAUGUGUAAAUGUUUUUACACAGAAGCCACUACUCAGUAUAUAUCUGAGAGUUCAUAGAGACGAAAAAUUGUACAUAUGUCCUGACUGUGGGAAGGCAUUCAUCCAUAAUUCAGAAUUAAUUAUGCAUAAGAAAACUCAUACUAGAGAAAAACCCUAUAAAUGCAGUGAAUGUGGAAAAUCAUUUUUCCAGGUGUCAUCUCUACUUAGGCAUCAGACCACUCAUACUGGAGAAAAACUCUAUGAAUGCAGUGAAUGUGGGAAAGGCUUCUCCCUGAACUCAGCCCUCAAUGUGCAUCAGAAAAUUCAUACUGGGGAGAGACACCACAAAUGUAGUGAGUGUGGGAAAGCCUUUACCCAAAAAUCAACACUCAGGAUGCAUCAGAGAAUUCACACAGGAGAGAGAUCUUAUAUAUGUACUGAAUGUGGGCAGGCCUUCAUUCAGAAAGCACACUUGAUUGCCCAUCAAAGAAUUCAUACUGGAGAGAAGCCUUAUGAAUGCAGUGACUGUGGGAAGUCUUUCCCUUCUAAGUCACAACUCCAGAUGCAUAAGCGAAUUCACACAGGAGAGAAACCCUAUAUAUGCACUGAAUGUGGGAAGGCCUUUACCAACAGAUCAAAUCUCAAUACUCACCAGAAAUCUCAUACUGGAGAGAAGUCUUACAUAUGUGCUGAAUGUGGAAAGGCCUUCACUGACCGGUCAAAUUUCAAUAAACACCAGACCAUUCAUACUGGAGAGAAACCCUAUGUUUGUGCUGACUGUGGCAGGGCCUUCAUCCAGAAGUCAGAGUUAAUUACACAUCAGAGAAUUCAUACUACAGAGAAGCCUUAUAAAUGUCCUGAAUGUGAAAAAUCCUUCUCCAAGAAACCACAUCUCAAAGUACAUCAGCGAAUUCACACAGGAGAGAAACCUUACAUGUGUGCCGAAUGUGGGAAGGCCUUCACUGACCGGUCAAAUUUCAACAAGCACCAGACAAUUCAUACUGGAGAGAAACCCUAUAAAUGCAGUGACUGUGGAAAGGGCUUCACUCAGAAAUCAGUUCUGAGUAUGCAUCGCAAUAUUCAUACAUGAAAGUAACCCUGUUUCUUAAAAAUGAGAAAGCCUUAUCACAGAAGUCAGGUCUACAUGUGUAUUAUGAAAUCUAUCCAAGACAGACCCUACAUGAAUACACUGCAUAAUAAAAAGCAUUUUUCAGGCUCUUGCACCUGAGAUGAGAAAAACUAUUCAAGAGACCCUCUAAGAAUGCAUUGAUUCAAAGGGACUUUUCAUAUUUGCAUGGCUUCACAAAAUAGAAUCGAAUCCUGUCAGUUUGGGGAAAAUGCUGUCAGUUUGAUGCAUUAGGUAAAGCCUUCCUGUAGAAAGUGUGAUAAGGCAAAUUGUUACCCAAUUCUUUAUAGAUGGAGUGAGCAAAAUUAUGUAAAUGACAGUCAUGUUUACUGUGUUAUAUUAGGCAAUUUAAAGUGGCAACAAAGUGAAAGGAAGAACAACAAAAUAAUGUAUUUGAUGUGUAAACCUACACUCAGUUCUGUAGGGUGUUUGUGGCAGAACACAUUGCACAACAGAAGGAAUAAUUGAAUUGAAAUUCUUUUUUGAAUUUAAUAUAAUUGUGUCUGUCAAAUAUGUUUCCUAUUGAAUCCUCCCACGAAUCCACAGUUUUAAUGUCAUUAUGGUUUUAUAUAUACCCACAUCUGCAGAUAUACUCUUACGUGAACACAUAAAUAUAAUCCUAUCAUUCAUACUGGUUUCCACAACAUUCUAUUUUUAUCUUCUUUAAUUGUGGUACAAUGCAAAAUAGCCACAGACCUCUCCCAUCCUUUUAUGCACACCCCUUUGCAAUGUUACUCUUUUUUUCUUUUAUUAAGAGGCAGAACUCUGUCUACUCCUUGACUCUCGGCUUGGCCAUGUGAUUUGCUUUGGCCAAUAUACAUUAGCAAAGAGAUUCAAGAAGAGGCCUGGAGAAAGUCUGCCUUGAGGCUUAUCUUCUCUUGCUGCUCUUUGGAAUUCUGAGACCUUCCUGUGAAGAAACUCAAGAGUACUCAGCUGGAGGGUGAGAAGCCACAUGGAACAGAAAUGAGCCAGCACAGAUGAGGCCUCUUAGACCAACUGCCAGACAUGAGAGUGAGGCCUUCCUCAACCUCCAGCCCCAGCCAAACUGGCCCACACCAAAAGAGCCAUACCAGUUAACCAGGCCAACCAGAAUUGGGGGAUAAAUAAAAUGAUUCUUGUUUUAAGCUGCUAAGUUUUUGGUAGUUUGUUGCACAGAAAAUGCUAAGCAAUACCUAAAAGUGUAUGCUUGCAGAGGUAUUGUACCAAAACCUAAGACAUGUGGCAUUAGCUUUGGGCCUGGGCGGCAGGUGGAGACUGGAAAAACAAUGAGGAAAACUGUUAAGAAAGGCUGAAAAAGAUGGCAGCUUAUGUUAUUUACUAAGGAAAAGAAUAACAAAACAGUUACCAUGCUGUGUGAGAAGAUAGAGAAUAUACCAGAUGAACUUGUGGAUCUGGCUAAGGAGAUUUCCAACAGAAUGUUGGAAAUAUCAAUUGGCUUCUUUUUAGCUGCAUAUGGUAAGAUACAAAAAGAGAUGAACUAAGGAAAUAACUGUUCCAUUUGCAAGCAGAAUUCAGAAGAAAUAUUAAAAAAAGCCAGGACUUGCUGGGUUGGAAAAUAACUAUUUCUCACAUCUCCAGUCUCUCCGGACAUCAAAAUAUUCUCAAGGUGAAAAGUGGCCUCAGGGUAGAGAUCAAAUCAUGGGUGUGGCUAUAAGACCCUUUGUUAAAAUGUGUGGAAUAUUUAAGUUGGUGUUUGGGAAACUCUCUCAGCUAAACCAGAUGGCUUCUAAAAACUUCAUGACAUCGUCCAGUAACCUGACAUAUUGAUAAAGUAGAGAAGGGGCCUGUCUUAAAAAGAAUGGUCAGUGUGGCAUUUGGGGCAUGGAGUAAAUACAAACCAGAUUCAUAGAACACCUAUAAAGUUUCUAAUAGAGUUUUACUACCUCCAGGUUGGACUUAAAGGAAUUGAAACAGUCCAAAAUGAAAAGUGGUCUCUGGACUACCUUUUCUAACUUCUAUGAACAUGAAGCAAGCAGAGAAAGUUAUUCAGCUGCCAUUUCUUAUGGAAAAAGAAGGAUGUCUCAGAAAGGAGACCCAAGAACAAUAUAUUAAAAUGGACUGGGAAGCUGUUCCCAGGUAGAACUGUGACCCAAUCAAGAAACAUCCUGCCCCUGGAGCAGGGAGAUCUGACAACAUUUGCUCUGUGGGAUUUCAGAAUUAUUAUGGAACAGUGACUAAUAUGUGCCUCUUGUUCCUCCCUUCUUUUAAAUGAAAGUGUCUAUUGCAGUUCUCCAGUCCCUACCCUAUCUUUCCAUUUGUGUGUGUGUGUUUUGAGUGUGUGUGUGUGGGGGGGGGGGGUGAUGGUCAUAUAACCUACCAUUUAGCUCACAGGUCUCUAGAUCAAGAAACAAAUUGCACCCAAGGAGCUUCAGCCACAUCUGAACCUGAUACAGAAGACUUGAGGUCCUGGAUUUGAUGCCAUAAUUUGGGAUAAGACAUUUGGAGGUCUUGGAAUGAGGAUGAACAUAUUUUGCAUGGUGUGAUAUAUAAAUAGUGACCAGAAGAUAGAUUGUGUUAGAUAGAAAAACGUUACAAAUUUCUACCAUCCCUAUAUGUGUGUCCCUUUACAAUCUUUAUUUUGCCUUGUGUUUCAGUUGGGAUAACUUCUAUUAACCUAUCUUCAAGUUCACUAAUUUUAACCCCUUCCCUGUUAGGUCUGUUUAACCCCUACUUCUGUUAGGUCUACUGAUGAACCCAUGAAAGGCAUUCUUCAUCUCAGUUAUGUUUUCUUUUUUAUUUCUAGCAUUUCCAUUUGACUCUUCUAGUUUUCAUUUUUCUGCUGAAAUUCCCCAUCUGUUCAUACCUGUUGUUCACACUUCCCACCAUCCUCUCUAACAUAUGAAUCAUUGUUAUUUUAAAUUCCCUAUUUGAUAGUACUAACAACUGGGUCAGCUGAGUCUAGAUUUAUUUUUAUUGCUCUGUCUCUUAACAGAAGAUUGUUUAUUCUGUUUUGCAUCUAAUAAUUUUUGGCUGAAUGUAAGAUAUUGUAUGUAGGAGAGUAGAAACUGAGAUGAAUAAUAUUUAUUCCUGGAAA
Leopardus geoffroyi (Geoffroy's cat) is the source of this 5528-nucleotide messenger RNA. It is a transcript of the gene ZNF81, whose product is annotated as zinc finger protein 81. The coding region runs from base 455 to 2458 and encodes 667 amino acids. NCBI's taxonomy places the organism in Eukaryota, Metazoa, Chordata, Mammalia, Carnivora, Felidae. The transcript is spliced from 6 exons. The record is from RefSeq and is a predicted model, not a curated record. Gene Ontology annotation, biological process: negative regulation of transcription by RNA polymerase II; regulation of cytokine production; regulation of immune system process.